AUGAGGACAAAAAAUCCUAUGGCUAAAAAGCCACAACAAAUUUUAUUUUCAAAAAACAUCUAUGGACCUAAAGUAAAAGUUGAAAAUUGGGAUUUUCAGAUUCAUGUGGAAAAAAAGGACAAUUACGUCUACCGUGAUAGCCUCAGUAACCAUUUGAGCACAUAUUUACGUUUAGGAACUGAUGACCAAAACAUAGGAAAAACUGAAACAAGGCAUAUGCUUGAAGAGAUAUUUACUAAAACUGAUCCUAUUUACGCUUUCAAACCUCUCGUCAAUUUCACUUCAUAUCCUUGUACAGACACACCAGGACGAAAUAAAUUAAUGAAAAGUGCGAAUUUGGCUCAACUACCACCAGAUUAUGGUAUAAUGGACUAUCUAAGUACGCAACAAAACGAUUAUAGAAAUCCAUUCGCUACGGUUGCAAAGCCGUUGACAUUGCCUUCGACACCGUGGCUUCUAAAUCGCGUGAUCAGAUCCGAUUUGACGCACAACCACGGCACAGCACCUCCCAAAGGAGACUAUCAAUGUUUGGACACGCACACACCCAUCGGUCACAUACGCCACAUGAGGAAAUUCCGCUAUCAAUCCUUCAACCCGGCCACAUGCCUUCAAGACUUCCCGGACGUAGAAUUACCAUCACACCCAUAA
Molecule: messenger RNA, 648 nt
Organism: Danaus chrysippus (African queen)
Lineage: Eukaryota; Metazoa; Arthropoda; Insecta; Lepidoptera; Nymphalidae
Source: the annotation of a GenBank genome assembly